Molecule: messenger RNA, 4059 nt
Organism: Ctenopharyngodon idella (grass carp)
Lineage: Eukaryota; Metazoa; Chordata; Actinopteri; Cypriniformes; Xenocyprididae
Product: thrombospondin type-1 domain-containing protein 7B-like
Exons: 16
Coding region: 302-3538 (1078 amino acids)
Biological process (GO): cell adhesion
Cellular component (GO): extracellular matrix
Source: RefSeq, a predicted model, not a curated record
CACACACAAUCCCACCUCUCUGUCUCUCUCCUCUCUGCCACUUUAUCUUCAGCAAGGGCUGCCCACUGGGAUAAUAUUCUGUAUCUGUCUUUCACGCACAUUAAUCAGUCAUUCUCUCUCUCUCUCUUUUCUCUUCCUCAUUAUUUGACACUUUUUCUCCAUCCUCCUUUCUGUCAUCUUCCUUCUACACCUCUCUGUCCUCCUCCUUUAUCACUUCCAUUCUGCUGCUCACAUCAUCUCAGCGGCUGGAGAACUCACAGGACGCUGGAGGACAGGUUAGAUACCAACAGGCUGACAGAAGAUGGCAUUUCUGAGGCAUGAGAUUACCUUUUUCUUCUCCCUGUGGGCUUCUCUCCUUUAUGUAGCACUAAUGUCUCUUCCACUGGGGGCAGAAGCACCAAAAAAAAGCCAGUACAUCUGGAAAACAGGUGUAUGGGGUGUAUGUGUGGCCAAUGAUUGCGGUUCUGUCGGGCUCCAGAGUCGCUUGGUGUGGUGUGUCCAUUCAGAAGGCUGGAGCACACAUCAGUCCAAUUGCUUUCAAUCUGAUCGGCCACCGCACCAGCGUGUGUGUGUGAAGAUGUGCGAAUGGCAAAAGGAUCUGUUUGAGUGGCGCUUGUCUCCUUGGGGUCCCUGCAUCCCGAGUCCUCUCCUCCCAGCCAGUCGAUGUGUGACCGCUCAGCGUGGAGUACAAAAGCGAGAUGUGUUGUGUGUGAAGCGUACUAACAGCACCAAGGUGAGCCUGCAUGUAUGUGAAGCGUUUUCUUCACCUCCAGAACGAGAGCAGGCGUGUUUGUUACCCUGCCCAAUCGACUGCGUCGUCUCCGCCUUCACCCACUGGUCUACCUGCAGCCGCACCUGCGGGUCGGCCCUCCAACAGCGCACCAGGCAUGUGCUGGCAACACCCCUGUAUGGAGGAGCAGACUGUCCCAGCCUCACCCAGACACGUCCCUGUAACCAUGACAAUGCCCACCCUGCCCUCUGUCCCUCUGACCAACAGGAAUACAGCUACAGUUUGUGGGUGGGGCCCUGGAGCCCUUGCAGACUUAAAGGGACAGCGCCUCUUGGAAAGACAAAAGUUGACUUCAAUUUUGACCUUGAUGGGAAAAAAACAGUCAAGGCUUCAUACAUGAUCAAACGCCACACUGAGAGCAUUCACCAUCAAAAUCAUUAUGAUGAAACUGGCCACAAAGUAUCCUGGGAAAUCAUAAUUGGCUAUCAGACUCGGCAACUGCGCUGUACUAGGAGUGAUGGGAAGAAUGCCAUGUUAAGCCUUUGCGACCAUGACAACAGCCCGGUAAACUUUCGUUCAUGUGUGAUGCCCAGAGACUGUAAAGUGUCUGAUUGGUCACAUUGGAGUCCAUGUUCAAAGACGUGUCGGACAUCUGACCAAUCACCUGGCUUCAGAAGCAGGAGCCGCAGCCUGAAGAGAGCAGCCAUUGGUGGAGGAGAGCCAUGCCCCGCCCUGGAAGAAAAAGCAAGCUGUAAUAUUCUGGAAGACACACUGCCACUGUGCCCAAGGUAUGAGUGGAGGGUGACCAAUUGGAAUCCAUGCCAGGUGACCCCCCUUUUGAGUCAGCAGGACCAUCGCCAUAGCAAUACCAGUGUCCUGUGCGGAGGUGGGAUCCGGACCCGAGAGGCAUAUUGUGUCAGGAUCCAUGACAGCACAGUACUAUCCCAUAUCAAUCGGCCUGUUGGCAGGAACUUGUGCGCUGGGCCUUUACCACCAUUGGCUGAAUCUUGCUUCAUUCCCUGUCAGAAACAUUGUCCCCUCACGCCUUGGUCACCCUGGGGACCCUGUCUCCAUGACAACUGUUUCGAACCCCAGGGGAGAAGAGGUUUCAGGAUGAGAACUCGUUCUGUAAUUACCGAGUCUUGGGUGGAGUCUGACAGUUGCCCUCACGUCAGUGAAGCGAUGAUCUGUGAUGACCCCAUCUGCUUCCAGUGGCACGUUACAUCACAGGGACCCUGUGUUCCACGAAAUGGAUCGUGUGGCCCAGGAUCCCAAGAACAGACUCUGGAGUGUUUCUCCACCACAGGUGAACCAGUUGCUAGUGAUCAGUGCCCAGGAGAUCCUCCUCCAGUCCUGCAGCCAUGUGAGAUGCCCUGUCCUGGAGACUGUGUGCUGGGACACUGGGGUUCCUGGACAUCCUGCUCCCAAUCCUGCUCCAGUAAACACCAAGAGGGGAAACAAAGUCGCUCACGUCUAGUUCUGGCUCUUCCUGGGGAGCAUGGAAAGCCAUAUCCUCCAGCUCCAGAGCUCCAGCAGUGGAGACCCUGCGGCACGCACCCAUGCACAGUGUACUACUGGGAUACUUCACCUUGGGAUCCCUGUAUGCCAAACACCAUCACAGUCGAGAGUGACGGUAACAGCACAGCCCAGAUGGAGAAUGAUGCCACCUGCGGUACAGGGGUACAGAUGCGCCAAGUCACGUGCAGGAGAGCUGGGAAUGGACACGUACUGCCAAAACGGUGUCCUGAAUCCUCUCGUCCUGACUCAAUACGGUCUUGUCCUUUACCUUGCAAAACUGACUGCAUCAUCACACCUUUCAGUGAAUGGAGUGCCUGUCCCUCUUCCUGUUUAUCAGUGAAUGCUACAGCACCGAACCAGUCCCGUCACAGGAUCAUUAUCCAGAAACCUGCAAAUGGAGGUCAAGAGUGCCCAGACACUCUUUAUGAGGAGAGAGAAUGUGAUCCACCUCCUCUGUGCCCAACUUACAGAUGGCAGACCCACCGCUGGCAUCAGUGCGUUCUAGUACCUGAUUCGGUGAGGCAGGCUGUGGGUGGGCCCGCAGAGGCAUGCGGUAUUGGCCUAGAGACAAGAGAGGUGUCGUGUGUUGGUGCAGAUGAUUCUCCAGCAGAUAUGACAGACUGCGUGAGGUGGGCAGGAGUGAUGCCCGUCUCGGUGAGGGAGUGCCGUGUGCCAUGUAGAGAUGAAUGUAGCUUUACCUCCUGGAGCAGAUUCAGCCAGUGUCAAGGCUGUGGAAGUUGGCGCACUCGUACCCGAUCUCUGAUAGGUCGAAGUAAAAAACGCUGGCGAUGCCAACAGGAGGAGCUGUUUCCUCUCCUGGAGAAAGAAGCCUGUCCUUGUUCUGAAUUUCACACCCAGCCUCAGGGUCCCUGGUCUCCUUGUUUGCUCUCACCAGCAAAGAACAUUGCUGGCCAUCCUUUCAUCCAAGGAGUUUCCCACCAAGGCCAAAAGACAGUCCAGGACUGGCGAGCUCAGAGGAGGAACAGCGAGUGUGGGCACGGGAAGCGCUACAGAGCUCUUGCCUGUCUGGAUCACCUGGGAAAGCUGGUGGAGCCAGAUCUCUGUAGCAGCCCUGGUUAUGAAGAGGAAGUGUGUCAUGUGCCCUGUUCUACGGACUGUAAGUUGAGUGAGUGGUCGAAUUGGUCCGCCUGCAGCGCCUCCUGUGGUGGGGGUGUAAAAGUUCGCUCUCAGUGGCUACGAGAGAAGCCUUUCAAUGGAGGUCGACCCUGCCCAAAACUCAAUUACAAAAAUCAGGGCAGGUCAAGCAACAUUAAAGUUUCAUGGAUCUGAACUGGAGUCAGCAAGCAUUUCCUUCAGCUCAGUUUCCCUCAUAUAAAUGAACCACUAAAUAACGAAUCUACAUGGGGGCAAACAUGUUCCAAUAGAAACUAACAGAAAAUCUUUCCUUUCCCUUUCUUUCCCUUUUUCAUUUUCCCUUUCCUUUCCCAUUUUCCUAUUCCUCCUUCCUUUCCCCGUUACUUUGCUCUUCCUCUUACUAUCAUUUAUUUUUCUUUCUGCAUUAAUUCUAUUUCCUCUCCCUUUCCCUAAUAUUUUAAUUUUCUUUCUUUUUCCUUUCCUUUUUUCCUUUGCUUUAUGUUCACUUUCCACUUUUUUCUGUUCCCCUUUCCUGUUCCUAUUUCGUUUCUUUUCCAAUUUCCUCUUACUUUCUUUUUCCUUUCCUUUCCUCUCCCCAUGAAUUACCUCUUCCUCUUUCUUUAUAUCCUUUUCUUUAUGCAUUUGUUCUAUUUACUUUCCCCUUUCUUUCCAUUUACUUUCCUUUUUGGUUUCUUUCCCCAUUCAUUUCAUUAAUG